This is a messenger RNA of Mytilus californianus (California mussel), 912 nucleotides long. Its product is annotated as 17-beta-hydroxysteroid dehydrogenase 14-like. Bases 86 to 892 code for a protein of 268 amino acids. Lineage: Eukaryota; Metazoa; Mollusca; Bivalvia; Mytilida; Mytilidae. Gene Ontology annotation, molecular function: oxidoreductase activity. The record is from RefSeq and is a predicted model, not a curated record. The transcript has 9 exons.
GUUACAUUUCCAUGUAACCGUAGCCAGUGCCUAUCUUAAUACGACACCGGGAACCAGGAUAUAAUAUUACACCUAAACAUCGAACAUGGCAGAAGGGUUACGUUAUAAAGACAAAGUUACAAUAAUUACCGGUGGUUCCAGUGGCAUUGGAAAGGGAUGUUUACAAGUGUUUGUGCGUAAUGGUGCUAAAGUUGUUUUUUGCUCUAACAAUGAGAAUCAAGGUCUAGCUGUAGAAAAAGAAUUAUGUAAAAACGAACCUGGAGAAGCUGCAUUUGUGUACGCUGACAUGUGUAAUGAGGAAGAUGUUAAGAAUCUUGUAGAACAAACAGUGAAAAGAUACGGCAAGAUAGAUUGUCUGAUAAAUAAUGCAGGCGCUCAUCCAGUAUUCCAGGCAAUAGACGAUUUUACGUCUGAUGAUUUCAGAAAGCUGUUAGAUUUAAAUGUACUUGGUUACUUUCGAGCUUCAAAGUAUGCGCUUCCGUAUCUGAGAAAAACUGAAGGAAAUAUAAUAAACAUGGCCAGUAUGUCCGGGCAACAUUCUGAGAAAUUUGGCAUUACAUAUGCAGCUACAAAGGGUGCAGUAAGUGCAAUGACAAGAGCACUUGCUAUAGAUGAAGCUAUAUACAACGUACGAGUAAACGCAGUUUCUCCUGGUCCUACAAGAACACCAUUACUAGUUGAAGUUAUAAACCAAAGUCCGGACCCCAAGGCAAGAAUGCAAGAACUCGAAAAUCACUCAGUAUUAGGACGAAUGGGAGAACCUGAGGAAGUAGCAUUAACAUGUUUAUACCUUGCCGCUGACGCUACAUUUUGCACAGGAGAAGAAAUACAAGUGUGCGGAGGAUCAGGACUUAAUUACGCCAAUAAGAAUAUGCGAGUAGUUUCAAAGUAAAUAAAUAGAAUUCAAAACAA